AUGCCUGAAGAGGAAGCACUCGGUGCUGUGCCGCAGAGUCGCAGACCCCGCCGCAUUUGGAUCUGCAGGAACGCUGCAACCCUAUUAUUCAGCUCUCAAAGAUACAUCGACUACUUCAACCUCAUGUCGUACGACAUCCAUGGCAUGUGGGAACUAGAUAACGAAUGGAUUGGCCCGUACCUGAAAGGCCAUACCGACUGGCGCAAGAUCGAGGAAGUUCUGGAGCUGCUUUGGCGAAACGGUGUUUGUCCUGAAAAGGUGAUCAUGGGCUUUGGCUUCUAUGGCCGCUCCUUCACCAUAGAAGAUCCUUCUUGCGACGAGCCCAACGGCGUGUGCCGUAUUUCUGAUGGCGGUGCCCCUGGUUCUUGCACGGAUACCGCGAGGGUUCUCACAUACUACGAGGUUACCAGCCGCAACGAGACCGGCGACGUGGAGACAUACUCCGAUGCUAGGAAUACUGUCAAGUACAGCGUCUUUGGUGGCGACCAGUGCAUCUCCUACGAUGAUCAGCAGUCUUUCCACGAUAAGCUGCUUCGUCUGUCUGAGAAUUGUCUCGGUGGUCUCAUGAUCUGGUCUAUUGAUCAAGACACUGCCCAGUAUGAUGCCCUCCACGGUCUUCUCGGAGAAUUAUCCACAGGUGGCCUGGAUGGUAGUACUGACGACGAGACUCUAUCUGACUUUUACGGUCAGUUCACCGGUCAAGACUGCAUGGUUACGGUUAGGUGCUCGAGCGGCAGCAUGUCCGAGACACACGAGGAUUACGACUGCCCAAGCGGUUACCGUGGCGUCACACUGGCACACAACCCGGUUCAGAGGUAG
Emericellopsis cladophorae is the source of this 819-nucleotide messenger RNA. RefSeq lists its product as uncharacterized. Gene Ontology annotation, biological process: carbohydrate metabolic process. The record is from RefSeq and is a predicted model, not a curated record. The coding region runs from base 1 to 819 and encodes 272 amino acids. Lineage: Eukaryota; Fungi; Ascomycota; Sordariomycetes; Hypocreales; Bionectriaceae. The transcript has a single exon.